Drosophila subpulchrella is the source of this 986-nucleotide messenger RNA. RefSeq names its product low molecular weight phosphotyrosine protein phosphatase. The coding region runs from base 123 to 866 and encodes 247 amino acids. Gene Ontology annotation, molecular function: protein tyrosine phosphatase activity. Gene Ontology annotation, biological process: protein dephosphorylation. NCBI's taxonomy places the organism in Eukaryota, Metazoa, Arthropoda, Insecta, Diptera, Drosophilidae. The record is from RefSeq and is a predicted model, not a curated record. The transcript is spliced from 4 exons.
UGUCAUUUUGGCUCCGACAUGUAGCAGUUGUUAGACUCAGUCAAACAUAAUAAUAGUCUAGGAAAAGAAGGUAUAAAAAUUAUUUAAAUUAUAGUUGAAAGUAGGAAAGAGAAAAAGGUAAAAUGACGUAUAAGAAAUUGCUGUUUGUGUGCAUGGGCAACUCGUGCAGUUCGCCAAUGGCCGAGGCUAUAAUGCAGAAUCUGAUGGCGAAGACCAGUCUUUACUGGGAAGUGGAUAGUGCUGGUUUGAGGACAUGGAACACUGGACGCAGGCCACAUAAACGAUGUCUGCAAAUUCUACGCGAACACGGACUGCGAUCCGAUCACUUUUGUCGUCAGUUUACUGUGAAUGAUUUUCGCUACUUUGACUACGUUGUGGCCAUGGAUGAAGCUGUCUACAAAGAGCUUUUAGUCUGGGGUACUGAUAACCGGGGAAACGAUUGUGAAGUUCUGCUUCUGAGUUCGUUUGGCAAGAAUGGUCUGCCUGCCUUUAUAGAUAGCCUGUCACCUACACACAAGCUGAAGAGCUUCCGGUCCGCUUAUUACCAGAUCAAGGAGUGCUGCAAGCAGCUCAUCCUUAGCCAAAAGGUGGACAUAGUCAAGUACGAGCUGCCCAGCACCGAUGAUGAUGAUCUCUACUACGCCAACAAGGAGCAGCAGUCGCCGCAGGAUGUCGUUGAACCGAUGCCAGAGACGAGCAAGCACAGUGGCAUGUUCCUCCUGCCCACGGAUGUGAGAUCCUCCGGCGGACUGGUGUCCUCGUCGACCGACCCAUCCAUCUCCAAAACCUCAAUGCCCUUGUGCACCCCAGGAACUCAGCGAAAAUUGUGCCAGAAAUGCGGACAAAAAUUUCUGGCGGCGCUUUAAGCUUGAAGGGGACCCAAACAAAUGAGGCAAACUCAAAGGCUUUUCAACUUACCCCAAUAUUAUGUAGCGUAUGAAAAUUAAGUGAAUCGGUGGGAAAAUAAAACUGACUGUUAUCUGGCA